AUGGAGUCUGGAGCAUGGUUGGCCUUCCAGAUCAUCUACGUUUUGCAGUAAGCAAAAUCGAGAAGCUUGUUGGAGAAGCUAUCUUUGAUAAAAAACACAAGGACGUGAUUGGAUGUGAGCGAGGUACUGAGUACUUGAUACCGUAUUUUGAUGAUCCAGCAAGGGAAGCUACAAAAGGGGAUGAAGAAAUGGAGUGGAAAGGAGCAGCUGGUGGGAAACUGGUUAAUGAGAACAUGGGAGAACAGGACAAGCAGGAUGGAUAGCAGAUAGAGGUUAUGAGGGUGGUGGAUCGUCAGUGGAUGGACCAACCAGUAUGGAUCUAUAUGAAGAAGAGGAACAAAAUCUAGGAGGGAGGAAGGCAGCACAUGUAUAUGAAGGACAAGAAAAGAGGGAGGCAGCUUCAAGAGAAGGACCAAAUGGCAAUCACAAAACACUAACUGGAGGAAAAGAUGAAAGUGGACCCUCAGAGGAUGAGACCUGCCCCAUCUGUAUGGAUGAGUUUACCGAUAAAGAGAAGCUGUUGUGUGGCCAUGCUUUCUGUAAGGACUGCCUAAGACAGUCAGUGGAAAGCAUGGGUGCCACCUGUCCUGUGUGCAAGAAGGUGUUUGGAAAGGUUGUGGGAGACCAGCCAGAUGGAACGAUGACACACUAUGCACAGAGUACACGCCUUCCAGGGUAUAAACAUUGUGGCAGCAUAGUCAUUAACUAUCAAAUUCCCAGUGGCAUUCAGUCGAGCAAACAUCCUAAGCCAGGUCGAACAUUCCAAGGUACACACAGAACAGCUUACUUGCCAGACAACAAGGAAGGGAGGGAGGUACUGGCACUCCUGAAGAAGGCCUUUGACCAGAGGUUGAUAUUUACAGUGGGCACUUCACGCACCAGUGGCAUGGAUGACUGUGUGACCUGGAAUGAUGUCCAUCAUAAAACCAACAUCCAAGGAGGAGCACAAAAUUUUGGCUACCCGGAUGAUGACUACCUGAAGAGAGUUCGAAAGGAACUCAAAGCCAAAGGCAUUGAGUGAAGAAGCCGCCAUAAUAACAGCUUAGAUGCCGACAGCAAGGGUGGAUUUCUGUGAUGCUAUCCAAGUAUUUAGUCCUUUAACCUUUCUGUUGUUAAGAUUACUUACAUUUGAUUAAUAUCGGGCUGUUUGCGUUGUGUGUGAUCAUAGCAAUGUAGGGAACUAGCAGGGAAAUGUUUAUUCUAUUGAAAAUUUCUAUGUUUUUUUUGCUGUUUUUUUUUUUCUAGUAUCUCGUGAU
This is a messenger RNA of Sardina pilchardus (European sardine), 1256 nucleotides long. Its product is annotated as E3 ubiquitin-protein ligase DTX3L-like. Gene Ontology annotation, cellular component: nucleoplasm. Gene Ontology annotation, biological process: protein ubiquitination; Notch signaling pathway. The coding region runs from base 314 to 1021 and encodes 235 amino acids. NCBI's taxonomy places the organism in Eukaryota, Metazoa, Chordata, Actinopteri, Clupeiformes, Clupeidae. Gene Ontology annotation, molecular function: ubiquitin protein ligase activity. The record is from RefSeq and is a predicted model, not a curated record. The transcript is spliced from 3 exons.